AUGGGCAUCCCCUAUUCCAAGGAAAUCAACCAUGCAUUCGACCAAGUCACGCCACUGGUAGCCGCGGGGUUUGAAGUUCUCCAAACGACGAAAAAUAUCGCCAUCUUGCUGGCUUGCGUCCAAGUCUUCACCACCAUCAUCCUGGGCUUGAUCCUAGUCGCUUUGAUGGGUGUUAUUUUCACGGUCAAUCCGGAUCUUGACUAUGAGCGACAGCAGCUGGUGACACCAAUGAUGCAGUGGCUGGCUAGCUGGAUAUUCAAAUAUGGGCGCAUUGCUAGCUGGUUUCUCAGGGUCUUCCUCGUCGUUGGAAUUGCAAGCUUGGGCUUGUUUCUAGGGCAAGGCUCAAUGGCCGGCUCGAAACCCCCGUCGUCUGGCGAGGAAGAUCCUGGUGAAACACCGGAGAACAAGUAGUAUGUAAUUGAUGGAAAGGGACGAGAAUAUUCUUGUUGUCGGCACUGAGGGAGAAAAUGCCCUCAAUAAUUUCACGAGGAAGCUUUGUUGACUUGGCUCGGUUAGGCAAUGAAGACUGGUAUGAUUUAUUACGUGGUAUCUUUUCUAAGAUACUAGGUUUCAUGAGAGAAAGAGAGCGAGUCGAACGAGAGAAAAUUUGGACAUUAAACUUGCUAUCAGAAUAUACGGU
This is a messenger RNA of Pseudomassariella vexata, 640 nucleotides long. RefSeq lists its product as uncharacterized. Bases 1 to 411 code for a protein of 136 amino acids. Lineage: Eukaryota; Fungi; Ascomycota; Sordariomycetes; Amphisphaeriales; Pseudomassariaceae. The record is from RefSeq and is a predicted model, not a curated record. The transcript is spliced from 2 exons.